Molecule: messenger RNA, 2863 nt
Organism: Fopius arisanus
Lineage: Eukaryota; Metazoa; Arthropoda; Insecta; Hymenoptera; Braconidae
Source: RefSeq, a predicted model, not a curated record
UCCCUCUCUGAAUUUUUCAUCAAAACAUCAGAGACAGGAAAAUUACCCCGUAUUAAAAUCAACCGGUCAUCCCAAAAUAUCAGUGAUAUAUCUGUUCUAUAUCUUUGCUAUAUCCGCGAUAUAUCAGUGAAAUGUCACUGAAUCGUCAGCUGUCAAUGAAGUCAUCAAUAAUUCCAUUUCCAAUUCCCCACCAGAACGGGGGCUCUCAGUAGGGCCCUGAGGUACACGAUAAUGAGGAUAAGGUAGUGGUAAAACGGGGAGAGGGCACCGAGAUAUUGAUUGAAGGGAGGAGUUUCGCGCAAACUCAGUUCCAUACGAUAUAGACACAUAAUAACUACAUCUCUACAUUUAUCGGGGCACCCGUAAAUUCUCAGAGUGUUGGUUACUCAGGAGACGGAAUUGUUGGGCGACUGAGUUUGUGGGGCUGAUAGCCCUUGGAAUUUUCGUGACUCCGGGGGGGGAGGGGGGAGGGCAGGGGUGAAAAUCACCAGGAGGAUUCACAGAAGGGGUGGUGAAGUGAUAUCGAAAAAUUUAAACUUCUGGGUGAGUGAUUCGAGCGUUCAGCAACUGGAAUAAUGGCUCAAACGAACAAGGUGUGACGAGCUAGUGGAUGGGCCUGGCGGAAGUGAAUGUAACAACCGAGAGGAAAGACAGAGUAGGGGGGCCACGAAUAAUAAAAUAAAGAGGAUAAUAAAGGGGAGAAAAAAAAAAGUGAAAAGGAUAUUGGUCGCGCCCAGUGGAGUCAUGUCGGGCUUGAAGCGUAAUCAAAGUUUGAGAGGUGUAUGAAAUUGAGGGUUUCAUUGGUUUGUACGGUGCAUUGAAGGGAAUAACGGUGAUAAGAUUAACUUUGAAGAUGUCAGACAGUGAGGAUACAGAUGCAUCAGGGGCAACCGAGUGGCCGGCAACGCCUGUCACCAAGGAAUGGCUCGAGAAUAUUCUCAUGAUUCAUCAUGGUGAGGGAUCUGUCAUCCACGUCGAUGAUUUUGAGGUGAAUCCAGGGUGCACUGCUGGCGAAUCUGUACUCAGUGAUAUUCUAGCUGUCACCAUUGACUACACCGUCAGCGACGAGAAGAAUCGUCUGAAUGUCAUUGUCAAAUUACUUCCUCAAGAUCCGUUCAAUCGUUUCUUCGUCACUGAGGCGCAGUUUGAUUUACGAGAGAUCAAAUUUUACACUCAGGUGGUGGCAGAUUUGGAGGCAUUCCAAAAGAAACAGAUUGCGUCCGAGACAGAGUGCAUUGAGCUUCCAAUUCCAAAAUGCAUUCACGCUCAUUACAAAGCAGCUGGUGGUACUGAGGAUACACCAGAGCCACCCGAGUCAUUUCUCGUGCUAGAGAACCUACGUAAUCGUGGCUUCGAGGGUGCACAAUUCUCUCGUGGCUUGACAUUAAGACAAACCGAAGCAGCAUUGAGCGCAGUCGCGUGUCUUCACGCUCUAUCACUUACGCUUAAGGUCAGAGAGGCAACACCACUGUCAGAGCGUUAUCAAUUUUUAUUUCAGACAGCGAGGGCAACGGACUCAUAUCAAAUGCUUGUUGAGAGAGGUUUACCACAGCUGGCCCACUUUCUGGAGCGUCGACCAGGUCUCGAGGCUGUCCUCGAGGCCCUCCUCGCACUCAGACCCAAAACCAAAGAGAUAAUAUCAUCUCUACUUGCACCUGAGGAUCCCCUCGCUCUCAUCACUCACACUGAUUUCUGGUGCAACAAUCUUCUGUUCAAAAACGAUGACGAGGGAAAUUGCAAAUGCGCUAUUCUCGAUUGGCAGAUGGUGACUUACAGUCGACCCACUAAUGAUAUUGCACUUCUACUUGUGAGCUCAGUGCCCACUGAAUUGAGACGGAUAAAUACACCUGGACUACUCGACAAGUACUGGGAAACACUGACCACAACUUGUCGCUCCCUUGGGCUCGAUAUAUCGGAGGAAUUGGGAUAUACCAGGGAUGAUCUUGACAGGGACUAUCGGAGAUCUCAGCUUUUAGCACUUUUAUUGUGUAUUGGGUCUGUCGAUGUUGCCUUUGGGGAUCCACUCACUGAGCAGAGGCUCAUUGAUGUUCUCGAGGAUUUUCACAGGGAUGGGGUGCUCAAUGUCGACAGCAUCGAGGCAGCCAAGUAGAUUUAAUGAGGAAAUUUGCCGGGUAUUGAGUAAUGAGUCUUGUCGAACAUUUUUCAAACAUUGUAAUUGAAAGUGAAUAUAUGUGAUGUUUAUCCACUAUAAGUUUUCACGGUUCGAGUUGUGUUUUUAUUUUAUUGGGUUUUUAAGGAUAGUAGUGGAUUUUUAAUGUUUAUCGUUUUUUUUAUUUUUCACUUUUCAGACGUGAGGUAUGUCGGAGGGGUAGUGAGCCGGGUUUUGUGGGGGAGAGCAAAUUCCUCGAUACUGAGGCUCUAGUGGCUUUGGGGCAGCUUUCCGAGAUUUUAAGAGAAAACGAGUAGUGAAAUGUAUUUGCAUAUGCUCAGCUGAAUGAAAGUUUAAGGAUAAAUGGGAGAAAUCGAAAUUGUAAUUUAAUUCACGUAGCUGUUGAAUCGAGAAUAAAUAAUAAGGGGACUGUUUUUAAUUAUUUACGGAGAUGAGCGUUCUCUCGAUAUUUUCUUUGAAAGUAAUAGUGUUUAAGAUUUUGUAUGUUUCGUCACUGGCGUUUUGUGGUCAACUUUGUACAUGUCUCGAGUUUUUUAACGUCGAAAUAUUAUCGAGGCUGUAUACUGAUUGAGCUAUUAAUAUAUGAAUGAGUAUUUUUUUUUUUCGAUGAUCAUGACGAAUUUCCAAUUAAUCCCUGAAGAUCAGUGGAUUGAGAAAUGUGGAUUUUAUUUGGAGAAAUGUCUUUUAAUGUCAGAUACCCCCAGGUGCAAAAUAAAUCUUUGUUCCACCCGA